Talaromyces stipitatus ATCC 10500 is the source of this 849-nucleotide messenger RNA. Its product is annotated as heme/steroid binding protein, putative. Gene Ontology annotation, molecular function: heme binding. Bases 1 to 849 code for a protein of 282 amino acids. The transcript has a single exon. The record is from RefSeq and is a predicted model, not a curated record. NCBI's taxonomy places the organism in Eukaryota, Fungi, Ascomycota, Eurotiomycetes, Eurotiales, Trichocomaceae.
AUGUGGAGUUUGACCAGCCUCUUCACGCGGUCGGCGCAGCAAGCAGAAGUCACACAAGCGAAAUCAGACGACGUCCAACAAGACAAUGCACACUCGGAAACAGACUCAACGCAGACAACACCAAAAGCCUCGGCGAUAGUAUCGACGGUACAAGUACCGGAACUGAAUUUACAAGAAUCCGACAAGUCCUCCGACCAGACAGAUCAAGAUGCGCCUACAAUAACCUCCAGCUCGACACCGACCACCAACAAUGCGUCUCUCAUGCUUCCUCCAUCGGCGCCUACACAACGGCGACCGCCAACCCUGAAACCAGUUAAUCAACCAUUCCUCGCACCUCCCAAACUGAAAGCGUCCUCUCUCCGCCCAACAUCGCUCUCCGCGGCAUCAGCUCUACGAGCUCCGCCCGCGACGACGAACGGACUAACAACCAGCACUCUCGCACCAUCCCAACGAGCAUCACGCAAAGUAAUCCUCGGACCAGGCCACUCGCCGCUCGACUGGGCCGCACUCACCAAAGAUCCACGCAACAACCUGCGUGGCGCAAACCUUCCGCCGACACUGAUCAAAGUCACACCUUCCAUGCUCAAGUCACAAAACGGUCGCAAGGGGACAGAUGCAUGGACAUCCUAUAAUGGGAAAGUGUAUAAUAUCACGCCGUACGUUUCGUUCCAUCCCGGUGGAAAGGGGGAAUUGUUACGUGGUGCGGGUAAAGAUUCGGGGAAACUGUUUCUCGAGACGCAUCCGUGGGUGAAUUGGGAUGGGAUAUUGGGGGAGUGUUUAGUCGGGAUAUUAGUCUCUGAGAAUGAGAAGGGGGACGACGAGACGAAUGAAUUAGAUGCGAUGGAUUAG